Molecule: messenger RNA, 5677 nt
Organism: Ornithorhynchus anatinus (platypus)
Lineage: Eukaryota; Metazoa; Chordata; Mammalia; Monotremata; Ornithorhynchidae
Gene: SLC26A7
Product: solute carrier family 26 member 7
Exons: 18
Coding region: 111-2081 (656 amino acids)
Biological process (GO): transmembrane transport
Cellular component (GO): membrane
Molecular function (GO): chloride transmembrane transporter activity; sulfate transmembrane transporter activity; oxalate transmembrane transporter activity
Source: RefSeq, a predicted model, not a curated record
UUUGACCUUGUUGCACCACUGACGAGCUGCUGACUGACACUGGAAGAGGGCUGUUUGUCACAACUUUCCUGUUCUGAAGAAGGAACUUUUGGGGGGAGGGGAACUGAAAAAUGACAGGAGCAAAGAGAAAAAAGAAAAGCCUGGUGUGGAGGAAGAUGCAUUCCCUGCACUGUGAAGACAUCAAACAGUGGUGUCGAAGGCGAAUGCCUAUUCUCGAGUGGGCACCACGCUACAGUCUGAAGGAAAAUUUGAUUCCCGAUGCAGUGUCAGGAUUGAUGUUGGCUAUUCAACAGGUGACACAAGGAUUGGCCUUUGCUGUUCUGUCUUCAGUCCACCCAGUUUUCGGUUUGUAUGGAUCUCUAUUUCCUGCCAUUAUUUAUGCCAUUUUCGGAAUGGGACGCCAUGUGGCAACAGGAACAUUUGCUUUAACCUCCUUAAUAUCUGCCAAUGCGGUGGAGCGGCUUGUCCCUCAAAUGAGCCACAACUUCACUCUUCCCAGUAAUUCUGGUGUAUUGGGUUUGUCUGAUUUUGAGAUGCAAAGGAUUGGAGUGGCAGCAGCAGUUUCAUUCCUGGGAGGAGUCAUUCAGGUGGCAAUGUUUAUGCUGCAGUUGGGCCGGGCCACAUUCCUGCUAACGGAGCCGGUGAUCAGCGCCAUGACAACCGGAGCGGCUACCCACGUGGUGACAUCACAAGUCAAGUUCCUCCUGGGAAUGAAAAUGCCCUACAUAUCAGGACCCCUGGGAUUCUUUUAUAUUUAUGCCUAUGUCUUUGAAAACAUCAAGUCGGUGCAAUUAGAAGCCCUUCUCUUGUCCUUGCUGAGCAUUGUGGUACUCGUUCUUGUUAAAGAACUGAAUGAACAGUUUAAAAGGAAAAUUAAAGUUGUUCUUCCCGUCGAUUUAGUUUUGAUUAUUGCUGCAUCAUUUGCUUGCUAUUGUGCCAAUAUGGAAUACACCUAUGGACUAGAAGUUGUUGGCCAUAUUCCUGAAGGAAUCCCUCCUCCCAGGGCUCCUCCCAUGAACAUCCUCUCGGAGGUGAUCACUGAAGCUUUUGGAGUGGCCCUCGUGGGCUACGUGGCCUCACUGGCCCUGGCACAGGGUUCAGCCAAAAAAUUCAAAUACUCAGUGGAUGACAAUCAGGAGUUUUUGGCUCACGGACUCAGCAAUGUGAUUCCUUCCUUUUUCUUCUGCAUACCAAGUGCUGCAGCCAUGGGAAGGACGGCCGGACUUUACAGCACGGGUGCAAAGACACAGGUAGCUUGCCUAAUAUCUUGUGUUUUGAUUCUUAUCAUCAUCUAUGCCAUCGGACCACUGCUUUACUGGCUGCCCAUGUGCGUUCUGGCAAGUAUCAUUGUGGUGGGACUCAAGGGCAUGCUCAUACAGUUCCGGGACUUAAAGAAGUAUUGGAAUGUGGAUAAAAUAGACUGGAGCAUCUGGGUCAGUACAUAUAUCUUUACAAUAUGUUUUGCUGCUAAUGUAGGACUGCUAUUUGGAGUAGGCUGCACUAUAGUUAUAAUGAUCGCCCGCUUCCCAAGAGCAAAGACCUUGAAUUUGAGAAGUAUGAAAGAAAUGGAAUAUAAAGUGAAAACUGAAACUGAUUCUGAAUCUUUGCAGCAGGUGAAAAUAAUCACAGUUAACAAUCCACUCAUUUUCCUGAAUGCCAGUAAAUUUCAUGCUGAUCUAAUUAAAAUAAUCCAGAAAGAUAACACAACCUCCCAGCCACUUGAUGAUAUUAAUAAGUGUGAACAGAACACACUGCUCAAUUUGGUUUCUAAUGGCAGCUGUAAUGGAGAAUCAUCACAAGCACACUCCAGUGAGGGAUGCACUUUAAUAUUAGACUGCAGUGGGUUAGCCUUCUUCGACUACACAGGAGUGUCUAUGCUUACACAGAUUUGCAUGGACUGUAGAAGCAGAAGUGUGGAUGUGCUCCUAGCACACUGCAAAGCCUCGUUGGUAAAAGCAAUGCAGUACAGUGGAAACAUAGAAUCUGACAAACAAGUUUUCUUUGAAUCAGUACCUGCUGCAAUUGGGGCCAUCCAUCUAAACAAAAAUUUAAGCAAACUUAAUGAACAUAGUGAAGUCUGAGACCGGCAUGUUACAAAAGGGCACUCACUUAGCCACUCCACCAGACUAUCUAGUUCAUGGCAUUUUCCAUCGUUUUUGCUGUGUCUUAGAUCAUAUAAGAAACAUUUAUACACCAGGUAUAAUAAACCGAUCUAGUAGCUAGUUAUUGAUCUGGGUUUUCCAAGAGUUUUUUUGUUUGUUUUUGUUAAGCUCUGUCAUUCUUGAGAGAGUUCAUAUGUCGUUGCCCCUUAAUGGUUAUGUAUAGAUUCUGUAUGCAUUUAGAAACAAUGUACAAACAUGACGUUUUGACAAUUUAUUACUGUACUGUAUAAUGGUUUAAUUCUAUUUUACUGUGUUAAUUUGUGACAUACAGAUAUGCUUUUCUCCGAAGGAUUAAACAAAUAAGAUCCUUAAUUACAAGUCACCUCUAAAAAUCUAAGAAACAGUGAGCCAUAUGUAAAGAACAUUUUAUCAAAUGUGCCUUUCUUUUCUAGAAAACAAGCCAUUAAACAUAAGGGAGGUUUGAACAUUAAAUUCACUGUUUUCAUUUACAUGCUUAAAAAUCUCACUGUUACAACUAAAACCACCUCACUUUUUUUUGUUUUAAUUGGCAAUAGGAUCAUGGAGCAAAGAGUUAAUAUCCAUCGAAAGAUACAGUCAUUUUUCUGAUUUCUAGGAAUAUUUUUAUAUUUUUCAGGUCUUACUAUGGCAUGUGUAUACCAGGGCAAUUCCCAAUCUAAGUUAUGGAAUUUGGUAAUAAAUUCAGGUAGAGCUACAGGAAGGUGUUUGUGACAUCUUCCAAUUCGGAUUUAGAAUCUAUUUUUUUUAAAUCUUCUAUCAUUAUAGGAACUACUCAGGACCUUAUAUCUUGAUCUUCUGGGUUCUGAUUGCCAUUCUGCUGCACUAUGUAAGAGUCAGGUUCUCCAGUUCUUGGAAAUGUAGGAAGUUCAUAGUGAUACAUCAUCACAUGCCUUUCAGUUGAUGUAAAUUCUGGAAGAGAUGACACCAUUAUCAAUUGAUCAACUGUGGGCUGUUUCUGGGCAAGGAAAUUUAUAACCUCACAUUGUGUAUGAGGAUUUCAUAAAUCCUUUGGGGGCACUUCCCUUUUCACAAGGGCAGUUGAUGUAAUGGUAAUAUAAUUACACUGACAAAAUAUAAAUCCAUAAAUCAGUAUUUUUUCUCUUAUUAGAAAGGAACUGGGUGUUAUGAGACCUGUAAUUCUCAAUCCUGACAGGCAUCUUGAUAUUGAGGUUUAAUUAUUACAUUUAAUUCUUCAGGUAUAUUUUCACAUAUUCCUUGAUGUAUAUAAAGCUCUGCAUUGAUAUCCAGGACACCAAUUUGUGAAAUUCCUUGUGGGCAGGGAGCUUGUCUACCAACUCUUUUGGAUUGUCCUCUACCGAGUGCUUUCCACAGUGCUCGGCACAUGGUAAGCGCUCAAUAAAUACCACCGGUUGAAGUUGGAGACAUGAAAGAAAAGGGGGUUAACACUUCUAGGUUCUGCCCGGUUCUCCAUUUGUGACCACUGUUGUUGUUGAGAAGAGCAUUUAUCACAUCAUCCCCCUUCUAGACUGUAAGCUCAUUAGGGGCAGGGAAAGUGUCAACCAACUCUGUUGUAUUGUACUUUCCCAAACACUUAGCACACUGCUCUGAACACAGUAAGUGCUCAGUAGAUACCAUUAAUUAAUUGAUCACCAGAAUUGUUGUUCACCAAAACACAAUACAGAACAGGAGAGGUAAUUUUUUCAGUGGUUUUGGUUAAGAGCUUAUUCUAGGCCAAGCAUUGUACUAAGGGCCGAAGUAGAUAUAAGGUAAUCAGGUUGGACACAGUCGAUGGGGCUCACAGUCUUAAACCCCAUUUUACAGAUGAGGUAACUGAGGCAUAGAGAAGUGAAAUGACUUGUGUAAGGUCACACAGCAAGUGACAGAGCCAGGAUCUUUCCACUGGGCCUUGAGAAUAGAUUUGUCACCCCGUGGUUGAGUUCACCAUCCUUACCAACAGUGCUAAUUGAGCCCGUACUUGGGGCCAAACACUGAUCUAAGAGUUUGGUGACCACAUAGAAGAAAUGAAAGGUAAGAUCCCUGCUCUUGAGGAAUUUAAGGUCUCUACCUUUAUUGAUUAUUAGAUCUUUUAGCCUGGUCUACCCAUUAGGGAUUAUACAUCGUAUAGUACCUCACUCUCCCAUCUCCCGGUUGGAGAGAAUCUUGUUGAAAGGAAUUUGGGAAAUACUGAUUGAACUUUUUAAAUUAAGCAGAAGGUUGCAGAACAGUUUUAAGUAUUUUUUAUUCCAUGAGGGGAAAUCUUAGAAGACAAGAUGCUGGUUACUGCAUAUUGAGGUUAAUACUUUAGUGAGAAGCAAAGUGGAAAGAGCUUGGGCUUGGGAAUCAGAGGACCUGGUUUCUAAUUCCAGCUCUGCCACUUUCCUCUAAGUGACCCAGGUCAGGUCACUGAAUUUUUCUGUGUCUCAGUUCCCUCAACUGGAAAAUGGGAUUCAAUACCUGUUCUCCCUCCUACUUAGACUGUGAGCCCCAUGUGGGACCUGAUUAUCCUUUAUCUACCCCCAACUCACAGUACCUGCUUGGUUCAUAGCUUAAAUACCACCGUCAUUAUUAUUAUUAUUAUGAGAAUUCCCAGGCUCAGUUUGUAUGAGUACGGAAAAGGGAAUUUCCUCAUACUGCUUCCCUCCACCCUCAGAUUUUUCUGGAUAGUCAGUGGAAGCUACACAAGCUGAAGAGGCAACUCUUUCAAAUAAUUCAACACUGAGGAUCCAGCAACUUCUUUGUCCUAACAUUAAAGUUUUAGGCCUUUGCUUUUUAGAAACUCAGUUUUUAUUUGGGGUCUGAAUUCAUCUGCUUUCUGCAAUGGGCAAAUAUUCAUUUUGACUUUAAAAAUUGAGAUGACCUUCUCUUUUUCCCCAAUGACAAUAUGUUCACGUUUUAUUUAAAGGGAAAAUGAAAGUGGAAAGAAUUAAAACUGACCUAUAAAAAUGUUAAGAACUAAUAGAGUGACACUUAUAAAUUGGACCUACAAUUUGUAAGAAGGGAAAGACGGUUAACAUUACACUUAGGCAAAUUAAAUAUCCUUAAUUUUCCGCAUCUGUCUUUCAUUUUAAAGGUUAUUUGCCCCCAGUUCUAUGAUUCAAGUGUUGUAAGUCUGGCAUGAGCUACUUCAAAGUAAUUUAUUUGACAGAGCUCUCUCUAUAAAUAUGUAAUGUAAUGAGGAAAAGUAGCUUCCUUGUUUAAUGAAAACAUUAAUGUGUCAAUAGCCUGUAUGGAUAUUGUCUGACAUUUACUGGUUCCCAAAAUAAAUGAAUGAGUUGGUGAACAUAUGAAUGCCUUAGAAAUGUGCAUUCUGUGUUUUGCGGGAUGCCAUUCUCACUCCAUACAGAACAGGAUUUCUUGGCAGUGAGAGCCAUGCCAGCUUUCAAAUAGAGAGUAAAAUGGUGCUUGCACAAUCCAAAGGAUUUUUAGUUACGAUCAUAUAGCCUAAUAAUCUGCACAUUGUAAAACAUCAAUGCAUUUAAUUGCUUUUUUUUGUAAUUCUUUGUACUAACACAGUGUGUAACAACCAAUUUAUAUGGAAAUAAAUUGAAAUGUGAAAUUAGUCGCGUGCUUAAAAA